This is a messenger RNA of Poecile atricapillus (Black-capped chickadee), 8150 nucleotides long. It is a transcript of the gene PRDM16, whose product is annotated as PR/SET domain 16. The transcript is spliced from 18 exons. The record is from RefSeq and is a predicted model, not a curated record. Gene Ontology annotation, molecular function: protein binding; histone H3K9 methyltransferase activity. Gene Ontology annotation, cellular component: nucleus. Lineage: Eukaryota; Metazoa; Chordata; Aves; Passeriformes; Paridae. The coding region runs from base 531 to 4463 and encodes 1310 amino acids.
AAACAUUUUUCAGAUUAAAAACAAAAGCCUGUCCAAACUAGGAACGUUUACAAGAUGACAACUGUUAACAAACUUCCUCUACAGCAUUGCUAUUUAGUAGUAAUAAUAAUAAUAUAAUAAUAAUCACCUCUUUAUAGGAUGGCACCUUGAUCCUUAAAUAUUGUCCAGUGUGUAAGGUCAGUGUGCGGAGGGUUAGGAGCGGAGAGGGCUGAUUUUUCUUAAAGGGGCAGAUCAGGGGAAGGCUGUGAUGGUGCCGGCAGAGAGGAGGGGGCAGAGAUAAGUGGUCUGAGGAAGAGGAUAGGACAAAAAAAAAAAAAAAAAAAAAAAAAAGGGGGAAAAAAAAAACCCACCAAACCAGCACGAUGAUGAUGAAUACAUUGGAAAGUUUUUUUGGCCCUGGUGAGGGUGUCAGAUUGAAUGCUCUGUGCGCAUGUGCGAAGGUGUCCAAACUGACAAUGCUGGGGAGAUGAAGAUAGUGUGUAGCUGCUUCUGGGCUCAAGGAGGAGGAGAGGAAUCCACACGCCGACACGAUGAGAUCCAAGGCGAGGGCGAGAAAACUGCCCAAAAGUGACAGCGAGAUUGUAAAUAAUAUGUACGAGACCGACCCCGAUCUCCUUGCUGGAGAAAGCGCAGAGGAGGAAACUGAGGACAGUAUAAUGUCCCCCAUCCCUGUGGGACCUCCGUCACCCUUCCCCACCAGUGAGGACUUCACUCCCAAGGAGGGCUCACCCUAUGAAGCUCCUGUCUACAUUCCUGAUGACAUUCCAAUCCCACCAGAUUUUGAACUCAGAGAAUCUUCGAUCCCAGGGGCAGGGCUAGGGAUUUGGGCCAAAAAGAAGAUUGAAGUUGGGGAAAGAUUUGGACCCUAUAUGGCAGUACAGAGGAGCACAUUAAAGGAAACAAACUUUGGAUGGGAGCAAAUACUGACUGACCCUGAGGUGACCUCCCAGGAGGGCAAUAUAAAAAAGGAGAAAUUUCUUCAUGGCAAAGGUUGUCAGGCUUUGGAAGGGGCUGCCCAGGGAGGUGCUGGAGUCCUCAUCCUCGGAGAAGUUCAAGAAGUGACUGGAUGUGGCACUCAGCGCUGUGGGCUGGGUAACAAGAUUCCUGAUGCCCUGGGCAGUGAGAAGUUCUGUGGUGAUGCUGGCCAGGGAGGGGCUGGGAACUGGCUGAAGUACAUCCGAGUGUCCUGCUCCUGCGACGAGCAGAACCUGGCUGUGUGCCACAUCAACGAGCAGGUCUAUUAUAAAGUUAUUAAAGAGAUUGAGCCGGGAGAAGAGCUCCUGGUGUGUCUGAAGGAAGGAGGUUAUUCCCUUGGGAACAUGGCACCCAGCAUGGAAGAGGAGCCCUCAUUCCGCUGUGAGGACUGUGAUGAGCUGUUCCAGUCCAAGCUGGACCUGCGGCGCCACAAGAAGUACGGCUGCAGUGCUGUGGGGGCCCUGUAUGAGAGCCUCAGCGAGGAGAUCAAGCAGGAAGGCCUCGGAGAUGGACAGGUCUACGAGUGCAAGGACUGUGAGAGGAUGUUCCCCAAUAAAUACAGCCUGGAGCAGCACAUGGUGAUCCACACCGAGGAGAGGGAGUACAAGUGUGACCAGUGUCCCAAGGCUUUCAACUGGAAAUCCAACCUGAUUCGUCACCAAAUGUCUCACGACAGUGGGAAACGGUUUGAAUGUGAAAAUUGUGUUAAGGUGUUUACGGACCCCAGCAACCUCCAGCGGCACAUCCGCUCACAGCACGUGGGGGCACGGGCCCACGCCUGCCCUGACUGUGGCAAGACCUUCGCCACCUCCUCGGGCCUCAAGCAGCACAAGCACAUCCACAGCACUGUCAAACCUUUCAUAUGUGAGGUCUGUCACAAAUCCUACACACAGUUCUCCAACCUGUGCCGCCACAAGCGGAUGCACGCGGACUGCCGCACCCAGAUCAAGUGCAAGGACUGCGGGCAGAUGUUCAGCACUACCUCCUCCCUCAACAAGCACCGGCGCUUCUGCGAGGGCAAGAACCAUUACAGCCCCGCCGGCAUCUUCGCCCCUGGCCUCCCCCUUACACCCACCUCCAUGAUGGACAAAUCCAAGCCCUCUCCCAAUCUCAACCACGCCAGCCUGGGCUUUAACGAGUAUUUCCCAUCCCGCCCGCACCCUGGUGGGCUCCCGUUCUCACCAGCCCCCCCAGCCUUCCCCACCCUCACCCCGGGUUUCCCGGGGAUUUUUCCGCCUUCUCUGUACCCCAGGCCUCCCUUGUUACCACCCACGCAGCUGCUCAAAAGUCCCCUCAACCACACUCCGGACACGAAGCUCCCCAGUCCCCUCGGGAACCCGGCACUGCCGCUGAUCUCUGCAGUGAGCAACAGCAACCAGGCCCCUUCAGGAGAGGAGAAAUGUGAAAGCAGCCUGGAAAACUCCUACCUGGAGAAGCUAAAAGCCAGGAACAGUGACAUGUCCGAUGGCAGUGACUUUGAGGAUGUCAAUACAACCACAGGCACAGAUCUGGACACCACGACUGGCACUGGCUCUGACCUGGACAGUGACGCAGAGAGUGACAGGGACAAAACGAAAGACAAGAGCAAACAAAUGGAGACCAAGCCAGAUUUUGUCAGCAGCUCGGUGUCUGCGAGUUCCACCAACACCACUAGUGACAUCCCUCUCUUCUAUUCUCAGCAUUCCUUCUUUCCUCCCCCCGAGGAGCACCUGCUUCCCACCACAGGGGCAGCCAAUGACUCUAUUAAAGCUAUUGCCUCCAUCGCAGAGAAGUAUUUUGGGCCUGGCUUUAUGGGGAUGCAGGAGAAAAAGAUGGGUUCGCUCCCAUAUCAUUCCAUGUUCCCUUUCCAGUUCCUCCCCAAUUUCCCCCACUCCCUCUACCCUUUCACGGAGCGGACCCUCAAUCACAACUUGCUGGUCAAGGCAGAACCAAAGUCACCCAGGGACCUCCACAAAGUCGGCAGCACCAGCUCGGAGUCCCCCUUUGAUCUCACCACAAAGCCAAAAGAGAUUAAGCCAAUCCUGCCGCCCCCCAAGGUCCUCCCAGCCCCGUCCUCAGGGGAGGAGCAGCCACUGGAUCUGAGCAUUGGCAACCGCAUCCGAGCCAGCCAGAACGGAGGGAGAGAGCCACGGAAAAACCACAUUUAUGGGGAGAGGAAGCUGAUGGCAAGCGAGGUCUUACCUAAGAUUUCCCAGUCCCAGCUGCCUCAGCAACCUUCCCUGCACUACGCUAAGCCAUCACCCUUUUUCAUGGACCCCAUCUACAGCAGGGUGGAGAAGCGGAAGGUGACAGACCCCGUGGGUGCCCUCAAGGAGAAGUACCUGCGACCCUCCCCGCUGCUUUUUCACCCCCAGAUGUCGGCCAUCGAGACGAUGACGGAGAAACUGGAGAGCUUUGCAGCCAUGAAGGCCGACUCUGGCUCAUCCCUGCAGCCCCUUCCCCACCACCCCUUCAACUUCCGAUCGCCGCCACCCACGCUCUCCGACCCCAUCCUGCGCAAGGGCAAGGAGCGCUACACCUGCAGGUACUGUGGCAAGAUCUUCCCACGCUCAGCCAACCUGACGAGGCAUCUGCGGACACACACUGGGGAGCAGCCUUACAGGUGUAAAUACUGUGACAGGUCAUUCAGCAUUUCCUCCAACCUGCAGCGGCACGUGCGGAACAUCCACAACAAGGAGAAGCCAUUCAAGUGCCACCUGUGCAACAGGUGCUUCGGGCAGCAGACCAACCUCGACAGGCACCUGAAGAAGCACGAGCAUGAGAACGUUCCAGUGAGUCAGCACUCUGGAGUCAUCGCCAACCACCUCGGGACCAGCGCCUCCUCCCCCAACUCGGAAUCAGACAACCAUGCACUUUUAGACGAAAAAGAGGAUUCCUAUUUCUCGGAAAUCAGAAAUUUUAUUGCAAAUAGCGAGAUGAAUCAAGCGUCGGCUUUAGUGGAUAAAAGGCCAGAAAUCCAGGAUAUUGAUGGCAAUUCCCAGUGCCACGGAUUGGCAAAUGAGAAGACAGAAGAUGUGGACGAUGAGGACGAAGAACUGGAAGAGGAAGAUGACGACAGCCUGACUGGGAAGUCCCAGGACGAGACGGCGUCGCCCACGGCGGAGCCCCAGGGAGCAUUCGAGGAUGAGGAGGAUGAGGAGCCCACAUCUCUCACCAUGAGCUUUGACCACACCCGAAGGUGUAUUGAGGAGGACGAAGCCGGCCUGUUAGAUUUGGAGCAGAUGCCGAAUUUUGGGAAGGGGCUGGAUCUCCGCAAAGCAGCCGAGGAAGCAUUUGAAGUUAAAGAUGUGUUUAAUUCCACCUUAGACUCUGAGGCAAUAAAACAGACUCUGUACAGGCAGGCUAAAAACCAGGCUUAUGCAAUGAUGCUGUCCCUGUCUGAGAACGCUCCCCUCCACACGUCCUCCCAGAACUCUCUGGGGGCUUGGCUGGACAUGGCAGGAGCAGCUUCAGAGUCGGGGACCUUUAACCCCAUCAACCACCUCUGAGAGGUCCACAAGGCACUGGCCGGAGCCCAGGCGAGGCGGCGGUGGUGCUGCAGCCAUCCCAGCAAAAUCCCAGCGAGCAGAAGAUGGAUGAGAGGGCCUCAGGGAGUCGUCUGGACUUUGGGCUGAGAAGGAAACCUGUCGCAUCCGACCUACACGUCCUGCAUUUUUAUCUCUCCAGAGUUUUCCUUUCUAAUUUAUCAGAACAAACCUCUCCCAAACUGGAUAACCCCGAAGCAGCCCCAGAAUUUCACAGCCUGUAGGAAUAGCAUGAGCAAGACAUGAAUUGCAACAGUGCAAUCAAGGACAGGCCCCUCCAACCUUCCAAACUGGUGUCACUGAGCCAGCACAGCCUGAGCAGGAACGAUAGCUUGGAACCACAUGGCAGCAUUUCCUUCCCAUCCAGCUGAAUUGGUGAAGCAUCAAGGGAAGAGAGCCAGGUAUGACCUGUCCCUGGUGCAAUUCUGACACAGCCACUGGAGUUAUGCCAGGGAAAGGCAAAUCAACCUAUUUAACUGACCCCCCAAAAAAAGAAUUCAGAAUUCUGCACUCCCACAGAAACACCAUCGUGUCCUUUGUUCCCAGCAAAACACUGGCACUGAGCAAAGCUCCACGGUGAGGCCACCUUGCCUGCAGUCAUCAUGAGCCACAUGCAGCUCCCAGCUGAGACACCUCCAGCCUGGAACAUGCUGAGGUUGGGGUGACAGAUGUGUCACAUGGACGCAGACGGUCGGCUGUGCCCUGAGCAAGGCUGGGAGAGCUCCCUGCCCCUCCUGUGAGCCCAGCAUGGGCUGGAGUGCCCAGGAGAGAGCCAGGGUGGUGGAGCUCCUGGAAAUGCUUGGAUUUCCCCAAGCAGAGAGGUCAGGGGAUAAAGCCCUCCCCAAAUGUGCGUAAGGAAACGUGUGCUGGGCAAGGCUCGCCUCACCCAGGGCAGCUCGGACCCAUCUGCUCGUGUGUCACCUCCUGGGGUUUCAGGGUGCCAUCACCCCGUGCUGGUGGUGCCUGUGGCACAGAUCUCUGAUCCACACCAUUGCUUUGGCCUGGUUUUCCCUCUGCACCGCCUGCUGCUGCUUGGCCUGUAAUUUAAGUAGAAAGAUGAACAUUUCCAUGCUCUAGCAGCCUGAGGGGUGCAGAGCAAAGAGAUGAGAAUCCAGUUGUCUCUCUGACUCUAAAAUUUCUUAUGGAGAUUUUAUGAGUGAUUUCCAAUCACUUCAAAACUUCAUCUUCUCUACUGAUAUACAGCAGCUUCCACAAAUGCUGUGGACUUUAUGCUGUUCUUGGCUGCAAUUCCCAUCUGCUGUUGGAGCAGGGAAUUUGGAGAUGACAUUCCCUUAUGGAAUGGUUAGGCCAUGGAAAAGCCAUGGAAAAGGGCAGAUGGAGGGUUCUAAGCCAGUGUAGUGUGGGAAGCUUCAUUCCAGCAGGCCAAAACAACGGGAUCAGCUCCCUGAGCAAAGCAGAGUCAGAACUGGGUGUGACACCUUUGCAAGUCAGCUUUGCACCCAAGAACACACAUGAGGCUGAUUUUGGGGAGUCUCAGAGUGCCCCCACAGGAAGAAUCCAGGGUGGCUUUAGUACGGAGGAAACAAAAGGUAAACUAGCAGCGCCAGUGUGUUUCCCAAGAAAAUUUACCCUUACCUUUUUGGUUUUCCACAACAACCUGUGAAAGUGCCCUGAGCUCUGAGAGCACCAGGAGGUGUGACCGAGCUGCUUCAUGUAUUUGCACAAAGCUCCUGGGUAGGUAGAGCCCGAGAGCCGAUCCUGCCGGAGGAAUCCCGGCUCUGCAGAGGAGGGGACAGCCCUGUCCCCUCCUGUCCCAUCCUGUCCCCUCCUGUCCCAUCCUGUCCCAUCCCAGAGGCUGCAGCACAGCCCUGCCCAGGCGCUUGGCCUUUAAAUUAUUCCCACAGGGGCCAACUGAAAAUAAUAAAAGAAUUGUUUCUUUUCCUGAUGGAAUUUAUUUUAAUCUGUAUAUAACUUGGCAUUUUGGGCUAAUUCCUUUCUUAUUUUAUUUCUUCCUUAACAGUAUUUUCUUAUUACAUUAGAUAUCAUUCUUGUGAAGAAAUCAUGUUAAUAUAAGUAUGUAGUGAAGGACCAAAAUUGUGUUGUUGAGGUUGGAUGUUGGGUAAACAGGGAGGAGGAAGAUUUUGUCCAUGUGCCAAAUAACCCCAGUCAAUGCUGCCAGUGGUGCUGCCAAUUCUCCAGACAAUCAUCCCUCAGCUCCCCUUUGUCUUGAAGCUCCUGGAGCCUUGGAGGAAGGUUCCAGCACCUGGGAGCAGCACAGGAGGAGGAGGAGGCCGGUGGAGGUGCCCUGCCUCGAUGGCCCUGCUCCAGGAGAACAUGGAAAUAGCCUUAAACCUGGGGAUGGAUCCAUCCUGUCCCAUUCCAGCAGCAGCUCAGUGACUCCUGGCAGCUGCUCGGAGCAAACCACAUGUCUGAGCCUCUCUCUCACAGGCCCUACCUGCCAUGCUGGAACAGGAUCUGUGGGCAGCAAUGAGCGUUUGUGUGCUCUGACUACGGUUUGUUCACCCUGGAAGAAACCUUAGGGCAGGUCAGCAUUGCACUCCGCAGCACAGGGAGGUGACAGAGCAGCCAAGGGAGUGGCAGUGAGCUGGACACUAAAAUGUGGGCCAAUACUAAGGAAUGCAAGUGUUAUUGUGGCAAUUUAUUUGGGUUAUGUGUGGUCUCCCCACCCCUCUCUCAGCCCUGCUGCCAGUUGUGUCAUUUCUCCAGAAGCAGCUGGUCAGGUCCUUCCUCUGACUGAGCUUGCACUGUCUCUGCCCCCCUUCCCCAGCUCAUCCUGGCUCUCCAUGGAUCUCCUGAAGGCCCCUGGCCAAGGAUAGGGAGGUAUUAUCCAGCCAGGGAUUGAGGACAUUAAAAAUAUAGGGUUUAAAAUAAUGAAAUUAUAUUUUUUUCUUUUCAUAUUUCCUAAUCCAGUUUUCUCCCCAUUACCUCUAGCUCAUGUUGUAGGAUCUCCCAAUUCCUCUAAUUUAGCACUGAUUACAAGUUUCAAUUUUUCCCAUUAAGAUAAAGAAACAGGAAGACUUUACUGAAUCUCUGUUAAUCUCUACCUUUCAUUGGAUUGCACUUGGAACAUGCUGCAGCUCACAGCAGGUGUGGAGGUUCCAUUUUGCUGCUUUAGCAGAGAAUCUUGUCUUUUCAAGGCUGCUUCCCGAGAGGUUUGUGUCCAGGACAUUCUGCUAUAGGAGCACUGCUGCCUUCCCAAUGCUGGGGAAGCUCUGGGAGCUUUGGUGAGACGUGGAGCUGUAGUGUCCAACCCCAAGGACACACUGGGAUCCAGGCCAGGUGAAGGUGGCAGGGAUGGAAAGUGGCUGUGGUGUGUCUGGUAGCCAGAGCACUGCUGCAGGUGUGGUUUAAACCCAGAGCUUUGUGUAGGAUCUAUUUAUUUAAAGUAUUUUCACAGCCACAACAGCACAGGGGAGAGAAGAAGAAGCCCUGGGGAUUUUUGGAGUGGUCAGGUGGGGCUGGGAGCUGCACGGGGUUGAAGCGUUGGUGCUCCAUGAAGGGCCCUUUCUCUGGCCACAGCUGGACCUUCCUGCCUGAGGUGUUCAGGGAGGAGAACGUGGGUCUCGUGUCUGUGCUUCCCUGCUUCCCACCAGCUGAGAGCUGGUGGCUGGUCCUGGCGUGAUCGCUGUGGCUGCUGCAGACACCUGGGAGCUCUCCAGUGGGGUGGGC